This is a messenger RNA of Lineus longissimus, 5947 nucleotides long. RefSeq names its product non-lysosomal glucosylceramidase-like. Gene Ontology annotation, biological process: glucosylceramide catabolic process; carbohydrate metabolic process. Gene Ontology annotation, cellular component: membrane. Gene Ontology annotation, molecular function: beta-glucosidase activity; glucosylceramidase activity. The record is from RefSeq and is a predicted model, not a curated record. NCBI's taxonomy places the organism in Eukaryota, Metazoa, Nemertea, Pilidiophora, Heteronemertea, Lineidae. The coding region runs from base 156 to 2324 and encodes 722 amino acids. The transcript is spliced from 16 exons.
GGUUUUGGAUUAAGAAAGUCUGGAGGGAGAAGAAACAACCCUUCAUUGAUCAUUUUGAUCUUGUUCCACACAAGAGCAUCUAUGGCGUUCCAAUUGGAGGAGUUGGAUGUGGGACUAUUGGUCGCGGAUAUCAAGGAGAGUUUUGUCGAUUUCAGAUGAUACCUGGAAGAUACAAAUAUAAUGUUGUGGAAGGAGAUCAGUUCAUUGUUAACAUCAGGAAGCGAGGGCAAACAGUUUACCAGCAGGUGCUCUCUCCCUUCCGCCCAAAGGGUCAUGGUUUGAACUCCUGGAACUGGGCCUUCAGCAGAGAACAUGCCACCUACCAUGGCCUGUAUCCAAGAGCUUGGACAGUCUAUGAGUUACCUGGACAAAAUGUUACUCUGACUUGCCGACAGAUAUCACCAGUCAUACCGCAUAAUUACAAGGAUUCCUGCUUGCCAGUUGCAGUUUUUGUCUGGGACAUCGUCAACAAGAAUGAUGAGCCAGUCGAAGUCAGCAUCGUGUUCUCAUUCCAAAGCGGUCAAGGUGAAAAGGCGGACAAGCAGGGUGGAUUCUGGAAUGAACCGUUCAGGACGACGCGGGAGAAGACGAACGUUGCUGGUGUGAUGAUUCAUCAGAAGUUCGCUGGGAUGGAUUGUGCGUAUGCAGUAUCAGGAAAGGAAAGGGAAGGUGUUGAUGUGAGUUAUCGAGUUGCAUUUAACCCUAAGACGCCAGCGCGGGAAGUUUGGUCGGAUCUAAUGCAUGAUGGCCAGCUUGAUUCUUCAUCAGAGUCGAGCAAGCCAACAAAAAAAGGAGAAGAGAUAGCCACUGCUGUCUGUGCCCAUUGUAAAGUGGAAGCUCGCUCUUCAAACUAUGUGGAACUAUGUCUCAGUUGGGAUAUGCCAAUAAUAAACUUUAGAGCCAAGGAAGCUCUGUACAGAAAACGCUACACCCGCUGGUUCGGUGACAAUGGUGACGCUUCGCCAAAACUUGCCAGUUAUGCGCUCAGUAACUAUCACCAUUGGGAAAAGGACAUUGACGAUUGGCAAAGACCUAUACUUGACAAUAAGAAUCUCCCUGCCUGGUACAAGUCUGCCCUGUUCAAUGAGCUUUACUUUGUGAGUGAUGGUGGUACUGUGUGGCUGGAUGCCAUGGAUGGAGAGACGCUGCCCGGUCAGGAGAAGCUUCCUGAAGAAAUGAAAGAAUUGGGAAAAUUUGCUUACCUAGAAGGUCACGAGUACAGGAUGUACAACACGUACGAUGUUCAUCACUACGCAUCAUUUGCUCUCAUCAUGCUGUGGCCAAAGCUUCAGUUGUCAAUCCAGUACGAUAUCGCCAAUAUCAUCAAAUCAGAGGACCAUUCCCGAAUAAAGUUCUUGAUGCCAAAUAAGCAUGGGGUCCUCAAAGCAAUGGAUACUGUUCCACAUGAUGUUGGUGAUCCAGAGGACGAGCCUUGGAGUAGAGUGAAUGCCUACUGUAUACAUCCCACACACGACUGGAAAGAUCUGAAUCCCAAGUUUGUUCUGCAAGUCUUCAGGGAUUACGUCUUCACAAAAGAUAAGAACUAUCUCAAAGACAUGUACCCUGUGGCAAAGGCUGUAAUGGAAUAUUCGAUGCACUGGGAUACGGAUGGAGAUGGUAUAAUUGACAAUGGCGGCUUUGCUGACCAGACCUACGAUGCAUGGGUUGUCACUGGUGCUAGUGCAUACUGUGGUGGUAUGUGGCUGGGUGCUCUCAAGUGUAUGCAAGAGAUGUCAACCAUACUGGGCAAAGAUGACGAUACUGAGAGCUACACCAGAAAGCUUGAGAAGGGGAAGGCUUCUUUUGAAGAAAAGCUGUGGAAUGGCUCCUACUAUAACUACGACAGCAGUGCAUCCAGUUAUUACGACAGUGUAAUGUCUGACCAGCUCUGUGGACACUGGUUUCUCAAGUCAUCCUUUGUGCCUGACAAUUCAGUGUUUCCAAAGGACAAUAUUCGGAAGACGUUGAAGACGAUCUUUGAUGUGUGUGUGAUGCCGUUUAGGAAUGGAACCGUUGGAGCGAUCAAUGGAAUGAGACCCAACAAGAAGAAAGACCUGACCAGUGUGCAGUCGGAUGAAUUCUGGACCGGUGUGACGUACGGACUUGGGGCAACAAUGAUAAUGGAGGGAAUGGUGGAGGAAGGCCUGAAGACAGCCUAUGGUGCGUACCACACCAUCUAUGAGAAUUACGGCUUGCAAUUCCAGUCACCAGAGGCCUACAAUGAAAAGAAGGUCUACCGGUCGCUAGGGUACAUGAGGCCUCUAGCUAUUUGGUCAAUUCAGCACGCAUUGGAAAAAUUCCAACCACAGCUGUUUGAGGAGUAAUUUGUUCUGGAUAAGAUGAACGUAGAUUCAUCUAUUGGGUGUCCUUGUCCCAGUUGAAAAUUGGGACGCAAUGGGUUGACCCGAGGCUGAGUGAAUGGGUUUUGUCAAGGUGAUGCAAAAUACCUCAUGAGAAAAGAUCUUUUGUAUCGACCAUAAUAAUGUACCAUUGAAGGCUUGUUAAAAUGUAGGUAGUAGAUUGAUAGGAAAUGCUAGGGAAGUUUAAAGGGUCCACCACUUGAUUAUAUAUUUAUGCAGUGUUAUUGCCCAAAUCGGUUUUUGAUUGAGGCAGGUUAUUUGAAGGAUCACUAUAGCUUAUAUUCUCUCUCGUAUCAAUCAUGUAUUAGUGAGUUGAGGGGAUUUAUCGUAAAAUUCCAUAUCUGUUCACUGUUUGUUAUUGCCUAAAUAGGUUUUUGGUUGGUGCAGAUUAUCUGAAGAGUCACUAUGACUUUUUAAGUAUUUGCUCUUGUAAAUUGUGUAUUACAGAGGUUGCACACCAUUACACAUGUACAACUCUCACUGUGACUUCUGACUUUGAGGCUGAUUUACAGUUGUCGGUAUAAUCUACCAUUUAACUUGACUGAUGAACGCAUUCAUAUUACUAUUAUUGAAAUCCAAAACGGACAUGUGUUUGAUAUGGAUAUAAUGAAGUCCAGUCAGAGGUUUAUCUCCAUGACUUUGAAUACGACUUCAUCAUUUUCUCCUUAUGCACAGGUCCAAGUUGGAAUUUGAAAACUUCUGGUUCAAGUACAUGAAAUGUUUCUAGUCAGUUCAGCGAAAUCAUAGUUGAUACCAAAAAAAUUGAUUUUUUUCUCAAAGUUGAAGUCGGUAAAUGAUGUGCAACCUGGCUAUUACAAAUGUAGAAAUAGUAGCCUCUGACUAGUCUUUUUUCAUUCAUAUCUAUUAUCCAAGACCAACAUUGGUAGCGGGCUGCUGUGUUGGGAUGAUGCAUGCAGGACAUAGAUCACAAAGGACAAGAGGACAUAAUCAUGUACUGGGUGGUUGAAAAGGUUACAGGGUAGACUUGCUUUUUUAAACAAAUCUUUGCUUGAUAAAGAAUUGGUGAGGAUACAUAACUUUUCAUAAGGCUUCUACAUUAUAUUGUUUUAAAAUUCUUCUUGAAAGUUAUGUCAUAAACCAGGGAUCUUUCCUCAUAGAGAUUUAAAGAUGCACUGUGUCAGAGGAGAAUUGUCACUUGUUAAUUUAUUUGGCAUUUUAAAAGGGAGAUAAUGGGUGAUAUGAAUAAAGACUAGUGAAUGAUUUUACUUCAGUUUUGUACAGAAAGGCCUAGUGUAAAUGUACAUGGGGUUUUCAGUAAAAGCAAUUGCUAGUCUUUAUUCAUAUCACCCAUUAAAUAGGCAGGAGCCAGGUGGGCCAGGUUACGGAUAGGUUUCUGUUGUCCCACAGUAUUCACCAUUGUACGAGGAAUAUAUUUAUCACUAGGCAGACAUGCAUAUUAAACCAGACCCAGGUGCCUAUAUCAUAGGCGGUAAACUGGCCCAGGUACAAAACUGGCCAGUGAAAAGUGCUGCCGGUAUAUAUUUGCAUCUUGGCAUAACGAGUGCUUUUUGAUGUACUCCAUCUGUCGAUAUUUCAAACUUUUUAUAUGACAUAGAAGUAAAAAAACACCUGAUCUCAGGAAGAGAUAUUUGAUGACAUCAGGACAAUUUGUAUACAUGUACAUGCUGCGUGGGGCCAUUGGCAGCUAGUCCACUUGGUGUACGUGAAGCAGAUGGUGCCAAACUGGUCUCCUGUUGACAUUUCUCUUAAAAACAUAAUGAAGCUUAGGUUAUGAUGUAUAGCUGCCCUCAUACCAAAUUUUGUGUCAAAAUAUUUUGCAAGCACGAGGUCGGCGAGAAAAGCUUCUUCUUUCAUCAGUUGUGCACAUUAAUAUUGUUGCAUCACGCCAUCCUCUGUUCAGUUGGCGACCAGUAAUGUGUUUGUGGCGUUUGAAUGUCAUCAUCAUUUUGUAAACAAAGAAAUUUAUCUAUAAAAGCCACCGUUUCUUUUUUCUCUACAUGUAUAUCAUCAAUAAUUGGUUCUCUGGAUGGUUCUGGUAUUGCAGUUGAGUUAUAAACUCUUCGAAUAUCCCACUCUAGUCUCGCGAGAUCCAUACCAAGCUAGAAACUAGGGUCGUUUGCUGGCUGUGUUGAGUUGAUUGUGAAUAUCCUCGUAACUUGUACAAUGCGAAGGUUGUGAAGAUAUAAUUCUGUGAUGUUUGCUAAUAUUUUGAGCGUGUCUGCCAGUUUUGUAAUGAAUCUUUUAUUUGUACCACGUAAGAAUUUUGUUAUAAUGGUUUUAAACUUUUAUAGAAAAUUUUCAGUGGCAUUCAUACACCUGAAGGCAAGGUAUGUUUUCUGAUCAUAUUUUCUCAGGUUGGGCGGUUCCCAUGGUUACUGGUAAAGCUUUGAUAUAUCAUUCUAAUGUAUCAAUUAGAAGGUACAUGUAUAUAUAUUAUGAGACUGGUUUAUUUUUUAUGGUAAUGACGGUAAUUUUUUAGUAAUGAGGGUAUGACUUGUACCUGGUAAUUAUGGUAAUUUAUGAACGCAUUUGUAUGUAUGCAUUUGUAUGUACUAGUCCACUGUACCCGUGGCCGCCAACAAUCAAUACAUUUAAUACAAACCUUCUUUUCACAAGCUGUGUGUGAACGCGCAAAAGCUUUUGACUGAAGUGACAGGGCUCGAGACGUCGAAUUGUGACGUCAUGACGUCAGCAGACCCAUCCUGACGUCGGAGCCGUGACGCGUUCAGGCUGUGUCGGGAGUGACGUCGCCCGAGACGCGCAUGACACGAAGGUAAAAUCGUCGCGCGGGCAAGCUGAAUAACGUUAGAUAAAACCAAUAAACGGCGUUAUAUCGGAUGUUAGUUGGAAAUUCAAAAAUCGAGCUUCGUAAGGACAUUUUCGGGACCCGUUAAUGCUACAUGCAAAAUCUGGGGUCGCUCAGCCAUUCGGUCUGGGAGAUAUGAGCGCACAAACUUUUCUCGAAUUUAGUAAGGAUGCAUUUGUUUUACUCACCUAUGACCUGGCUAAAAUCAAAACAAGGACCUGCUGGAACAUUAGGGUCAUGACCACUGGACAACUUAUCUAUCCAAGUUGAACAUGCUGAAUGGUAGUGAUGAGGGUAUGACUUGUUCCUGGUAAUUAUGGUUAUUUAUGUAUGCAUUUGUGUGUAUGCAUUUGUUUCACCCACCUAUGACCUGGCUGAAAUCAAAACAAAGACCUGCUGGAACAUGAGGGUCAUUACCACUGGACAACUUGGUGCCACCAACCCUUAUCUAUCCAAGCUAAACAUGCUGAAUGGUAUCCAGCGACCAUGUGCAUAAUAUCUAGAAUUUACUAUUCAGUGUUGGUCUUAGAUCGUUGAAACUAGAGUAUCUGUGCUACCCCCUGAUGUGAAGUAUGAGAGGUAGGCCAUACUAGAAAACUCUGAAAAAGAUAUGUGAAUGUGAAUGUGAAUGCUUGCCACUGGGAAUAAUUUAUCUGAAGUGAAAUAUGUGUUUGUAAGUCAUGUUUUAAACAUUUUAAGAGUGGUGUUACUGAAAAAAAGUUUUUCUUUUGUAAGAAGAGUAAUUGUAUAAUUUAUUCACUUUCAUGCUUUGGUAUUGCUUUUCAUAUACACGCAAUAA